AUGGAAAUCGAUGUUGACAUUUCUAGAGAUGAGGCAGACUACGGAACGGACGAUCAAGACGAUCUAGAGGAGAAUGCUUCGUCGAUCGAAGAUCAACAAGCGUCCUCGGAGGACGAGGCCACUCCACCAGCACAUGCAUAUGCCAGUCUGCUGUGCGCUUUGAAACCCUCGAACAUUGAUAGGGACAGACCCGCGAAGAGACGCAAACUCGAAAAUGGAGUCACUGGAGUGGAUUCUGGUGCACAAAGGCAGCGCAUGGGGAGCGACCCUCAGACGAAAGAAGAGACGAUCGUGGGCACCAAUGAAGCAGCAGCACUGGCCGAAGAAGUCGAAGACGAACUAGAAGUUGAUGAGGAGGAUUCAGAUGACGAAACGUUCGUUCUUCAAGAUCCUUUCGAGAAACAUUACGCAAGCGUGGCAGAAGCUGAGCUGACUGCAGCAAUUGAAAACCAAUCCGGAACAGGCACAAUGUCCAGGACUAUAGUAGGCAAUCAUGUACGCAAAAUUCGCACCUCUUACAAUUGUGACUCGGCCCCGUCCAACAGCGAGACCACAGCGAAAGGAACGAAAUUAAAGCAACGGCUUGCCAAGGUUGGGAAGGCCUUGACGGAUACCUUACAAUUGGAAGAGUUGGAUGUGUUGCAUGAGAGUCUAAAUUAUCAAGAUAUCAUCUACGGCUGCAGAUCUGUGCAAAAUUCUGGCGCCCUGAGGGAUGUAUCAGCUCUACAUACACUGAAUCAUAUCUUCAAGACUCGAGAUAAAGUGCUCAAGAAUAAUGCCAGGCUGGCUCAAGAGACAGCUGCUGAUACUGAGUAUCGUGACCAAGGCUUUACACGGCCGAAAGUGCUGGUGCUGAUACCGACAAAGCAGGCGUGUGUACGAUUUAUUGACACUAUAGUCAAACUGAGUGAGCCAGAUCAGCAAGAAAACAGGAAUCGAUUCAUGGACACAUUCUCCCUACCAGAGGACGACACCUUCCAGAACAAGCCUGAAGACUUUCGCGAGCUGUUCAGUGGAAAUCACGAGGAAGAUUUUCGAGUAGGGCUUAAGUUCACCCGGAAGACGAUCAAAUUCUUCUCAGGGUUUUACAACUCAGAUAUAAUUCUUGGCUCGCCCCUCGGCCUGACGCGGACGAUCACAACUGGUGGAGGUAAGAAGGACGGUAAGAAAGGACACGACGCGGAUUUCCUUUCCUCAAUCGAGAUUGUGAUUGUAGAUCAUGCCAAUGCUUUGGAGAUGCAAAAUUGGCAGCACGUUGACUAUGUCUUCUCUCAGCUCAACCAAUUACCUAAGGAGUCGCAUGGCUGUGACUUUGCUCGAGCACGAAACUGGUAUCUUGACGGCAAAGCCAAAUAUCUUCGCCAGACGAUCAUCUUGUCAGACUACAUUACUCCCUCAAUAUCCGCAUUAGCUUCGACCUAUCUUCUCAACGUCGCUGGCCGAAUCAAAUAUACGCCCACAUAUCCAGACUCGGACGCCCGCUUCAAAUUUUUCUUCUCGACAAUUCUCACUAGCCUACUACGCUCAUCAAAUAAAGCUGUCAACAAGGGUACGAUAAUAUUCGUACCGACAUAUCUCGACUUCGUCCGCCUCAGAAACCACUUCUCCACUGCGGCGGAGACGACCUCCCUUUCCUUCGGCACCAUCUCUGAGUACUCAACCAAGGGCGAAGUAGCUCGUGCUCGCUCGCACUUCCUUUCUGGACGACAUAGUGUUUUGCUAUACUCGGAGAGAGCCCACCACUACUUCAGAUAUAAGCUUAGGGGCGUCAGAAGGCUGAUCUUCUACGGUGUACCUGAGAAUCCGAUCUUCUGGACUGAGAUGGUCGAUGCACUCGGUGAGAACGCACAAUCGGAUCUGGAGUGGGCACAGAAUCAAAAAGGGAAGCAGGGUAAGGGAUUUCUUAGAGCGUUGUUCUCUAAAUGGGACUUCAUGAAGCUAGAACGUAUUGUCGGAACUGAGCGGGUUAAAAGGCUUGUGAGUGAGCGUGAGGGCGAUGUUUUUGAUUUUGUGUGA
Lithohypha guttulata is the source of this 2016-nucleotide messenger RNA. RefSeq names its product rRNA-binding ribosome biosynthesis protein utp25 (gene UTP25). Gene Ontology annotation, molecular function: rRNA binding; U3 snoRNA binding. The record is from RefSeq and is a predicted model, not a curated record. NCBI's taxonomy places the organism in Eukaryota, Fungi, Ascomycota, Eurotiomycetes, Chaetothyriales, Trichomeriaceae. Gene Ontology annotation, biological process: maturation of SSU-rRNA from tricistronic rRNA transcript (SSU-rRNA, 5.8S rRNA, LSU-rRNA). Bases 1 to 2016 code for a protein of 671 amino acids. The transcript has 2 exons. Gene Ontology annotation, cellular component: nucleolus; small-subunit processome.